Messenger RNA from Molossus molossus (Pallas's mastiff bat), 2124 nucleotides. RefSeq names its product negative elongation factor complex member C/D (gene NELFCD). The record is from RefSeq and is a predicted model, not a curated record. NCBI's taxonomy places the organism in Eukaryota, Metazoa, Chordata, Mammalia, Chiroptera, Molossidae. Gene Ontology annotation, cellular component: nucleus; NELF complex. Gene Ontology annotation, molecular function: RNA binding. Gene Ontology annotation, biological process: negative regulation of transcription elongation by RNA polymerase II. The transcript has 15 exons. Bases 16 to 1788 code for a protein of 590 amino acids.
UGCUCGCGGGAGAGGAUGGCGGGGAACGCGCCGGGCGCCAUCAUGGACGAGGACUACUUCGGGAGCGCGGCCCAGUGCGGCGACGAGGCGGACGGCGGCCAGCAGGAGGACGAGUUUGGAGAAGGAGAGGACGACGCAGAGGUGCAGCAGGAGUGCCUCCACAAGUUCGCCACCCGGGACUACAUCAUGGAGCCCUCCAUCUUCAACACCCUCAAGAGGUAUUUUCAGGCAGGAGGGUCUCCAGAGAACGUGAUCCAGCUCUUGUCCGAAAACUACACCGCUGUGGCCCAGACUGUCAACCUGCUGGCCGAGUGGCUCAUUCAGACAGGUGCUGAGCCUGCGCAGGUGCAGGAGACCGUGGAGAAUCACCUGAAGAGCUUACUGAUCAAACACUUUGACCCCCGGAAAGCAGACUCUAUUUUUACUGAAGAAGGAGAGACCCCCGCUUGGCUCGAACAAAUGAUCGCGCACACCACAUGGAGAGAUCUUUUCUACAAACUGGCCGAAGCCCAUCCAGACUGUUUGAUGCUUAACUUCACUGUUAAGCUCAUUUCCGAUGCGGGGUACCAAGGGGAGAUCACCAGCGUGUCCACAGCUUGCCAGCAGCUGGAGGUGUUCUCUAGAGUACUUCGUACCUCUCUGGCUACGAUUUUGGACGGAGGAGAAGAAAACCUUGAAAAAAAUCUUCCCGAGUUUGCCAAGAUGGUGUGCCACGGGGAGCACACGUACCUGUUCGCCCAGGCCAUGAUGUCCGUGCUGGCCCAGGAGGAGCAGGGGGGCUCCGCGGUGCGCAGGAUCGCCCAGGAGGUCCAGCGCUUCGCCCAGGAGAAAGGCCACGAUGCCAGUCAGAUCACGCUGGCGCUAGGCACGGCCGCCUCGUACCCUCGGGCUUGCCAGGCCCUCGGGGCCAUGCUGUCCAAAGGAGCCCUGAACCCAGCCGACAUCACAGUCCUGUUCAAGAUGUUCACAAGCAUGGACCCGCCUCCUGUUGAGCUCAUCCGGGUGCCGGCCUUCCUGGACCUGUUCAUGCAGUCGCUCUUCAAACCCGGCGCCAGGAUCAACCAGGACCACAAGCACAAGUACAUCCACAUCCUGGCGUACGCGGCCAGCGUGGUGGAGACCUGGAAGAAGAACAAGCGGGUGAACAUCAACAAGGAUGAGCUGAAGUCGACCUCCAAGGCGAUUGAGACCGUCCACAGCCUGUGCUGCAACGAGAACAAAGGGGCCUCUGAGCUGGUGGCCGAGCUGAGCACUCUCUACCAGUGCAUUCGGUUCCCAGUGGUGGCGAUGGGCGUGCUGAAGUGGGUGGACUGGACCGUGUCAGAGCCGCGGUACUUCCAGCUGCAGACGGACCACACCCCGGUGCACCUGGCGCUGCUGGAUGAGAUCAGCACCUGCCACCAGCUCCUGCACCCCCAGGUCCUGCAGCUGCUCGUGAAGCUCUUUGAGACGGAGCACUCCCAGCUGGACGUAAUGGAGCAGCUUGAGUUGAAGAAGACCCUGCUGGACAGGAUGGUGCACCUGCUGAGUCGAGGUUACGUACUUCCUGUUGUCAGUUACAUCCGAAAGUGUCUGGAGAAGCUGGACACUGACAUUUCACUCAUUCGCUAUUUUGUAACCGAGGUGCUGGACGUCAUCGCCCCUCCCUACACCUCUGACUUCGUGCAGCUCUUCCUGCCCAUCCUGGAGAAUGACAGCAUCGCGGGCACCAUCAAGACGGAGGGCGAACACGACCCCGUGACGGAGUUUAUAGCUCACUGCAAGUCCAACUUCAUCCUGGUGAACUGACCACUCCGGAGCCGGGCAGAACAUUCCAGACCAGGAUGGAGUGCGCCUUCUAGACUGAAGGAACGUUCUCGGGAGGGGAUGGAGGCUUUGUGAAGGGAGGCUGCCCGCAGGGUCAGUGGAAGGCUGGCCCGCGCCGUGCCUGCUGGGCAGCCCACUUAGUCCUCCCCCUGUGGGCUGGGCUCCCGUCCCGCCCGCGGUGGGGGGAAUUCGGAACGGACACUAAAUGACUGCUCGCCAAGCUGACUUACGUUUGCUCACGAGAACCCGAUGAGUUCUUUUAUUUCAUUGUUUUAAUUUCCCAAGAACCAAUAAAACCUUCCCACUGGGUUGGAAAGA